AGUUUACCUUCUCUAAAGUUGUCCUUUAUUCUAUGCCUGCACUCCGUAGCGUGCAUCAACGUGUAUAGGCGCGCAACCUAAACAUCAUUCAUACAAAAUAGCGUCAUCCAGUAUUUUUCGAAACAAAUGAGCGAUGCAACCGGUAGAAAUGCUUCGUCUGCCGCAGCUGUUAAACGAGCUGCCCGAGCGGAAGCUCAGCGCCGCCGCCGUCGGAAUCCUGAGGUGCGCGCCGCCGAAGCAGAAGCUAAGCGCCGUCGCCGAGAUGCAGUGCGAGCCGCCGAAGCAGAAGCUUAUCGCCGCCUCAGUCAAGAGGACCCUACAUUCCGAGCCGCAGAAGCUCAACGCCGCCGACGUCAGAAUCCAGAGGUGACACUGUGCAAGUUCAGUGUUGAUCAAGUGCAUACAUUGGGCCAUCAGAAAGAGACUGGACAUGUGAUGGUGGAAACGAGCACCCAAACUGCCAUGGCCUUCCAACGGACCAUCCCUGUGCAGACUAGACCAACGAAAUUAAGGAGCCAAGGUACAUGCACGGGCCCUGAAUGAUGAGCUGAAGGAGAAAUAAUCAUCCAUUUUAUGCUGAAGAGAAUACAUUGAAGAGGCUCGACCGGAGGGAAGCAAGCCACCAUCAAGCUAGCACCUGUUGUGGUACACUAAGGAACACCUUGCCUAGAGUCGACCACGUGGAACCAGCUGUUUGCUGGCAAUGCCAAACGCUGCCAUCAUGAAGAUAGCGCACGAAGAGUGCAUGCGAGAAACCUUAAGCAGUACAUUAUUGCCAAAAGUGUUCAAGGAGUAUUGUAAUGAUAUUUGCGACUUGUCACUUUCUUGUUUGUUGAAUGGAAGUGCAAACCCUCUGAAUCCCAGAAAAAUAUCCUCGAGUAUCAUAGCACCGUAAAUAAUUUAUACUACAAUGCUUUUUUUGUAGUACCAGGAGGUGCACCCUCCACGACAUCACAAUGCACUAGGUUGCUCCAUUCUCGUGUCCACUGCAGCUAUAGCCAAACGUGUGCAGCAUUCUGAACCCUGUAUAAUGCCCAUUGUAUCAUGUAUGGUAUGCCGUUCUGAUACCUUUAAAUUCUGAUUUUAGCAUGAAAGCUACACACAUAGCCUGCAGCAGAGCUCUUUAUAAACCGUAGUGUGUUUAGUUGUGGAUACUUCAGGGUAGUGUGUUUAGUUGUGGAUACUUCAGGAAACCAAGCAUACUAAUCAAUCACUGUAAAAAUUAAGUUUUACAUAAAAAAAAAACAAAUUUGUUGCUUUUUUUUUUUACAAAUUUACUCUCCCUGGCCCGAAAUAAAGGUUAUCAAGUUGUUCUAAUUUUCUUUGAUGUAGAACUGUGUUUGGGCAAUACAGGGUUAAUUUUUUAUAAGCAAACUACACAAACAGCAAAUUUUGCUCAGUGUCAUGACUAGGUCUGGGCAUCAACCAAAAAAAUUUGUUAAAUAAUCGGAACGCAUGAACAAAAUUUUCAGAUUCACA
Molecule: messenger RNA, 1479 nt
Organism: Dermacentor andersoni
Lineage: Eukaryota; Metazoa; Arthropoda; Arachnida; Ixodida; Ixodidae
Source: RefSeq, a predicted model, not a curated record